AUGGGCAAGCUCAUCAAGAACCACUGGGGCCGUCUCAUUGUCCUCACCGCUGCGACUUACCAACUCGCCGCCGCCAUUGAAGGGUUCUUCUGGCCCAAGAUAUUCUGGGAUUUUCUCACAAAGAACCUCGACGGAGCAGUCAAGCCUUUCCCAGCAUUACAGAUCAUCAAUGUCGUGCUCAGCAUAUUAAUAUUCGCGUGGGAGUGGCCUUUCAAGCCGGUGGUCAAGCUGCUGCCGGGUUUACACCGGAGUAUGGAAGCCAGGCUGGUGGUCUAUCCUCUGGCAGCCCUGGCAGGAGUCUUGCUGUAUCAAGCCACCAACUCGUCACUAUACUACAUUAUCGGCGUCAUUGUUUACUUCUGGGCCUACUCGGAAGGAGAGACCGUCUGUCCCGAACCUUGGACCGUCCCCAAGAGGAAUCCAGCAAGGCCAGGGAAAGUAUGA
Molecule: messenger RNA, 444 nt
Organism: Exophiala dermatitidis NIH/UT8656
Lineage: Eukaryota; Fungi; Ascomycota; Eurotiomycetes; Chaetothyriales; Herpotrichiellaceae
Exons: 2
Coding region: 1-444 (147 amino acids)
Source: RefSeq, a predicted model, not a curated record